Rattus rattus (black rat) is the source of this 2825-nucleotide messenger RNA. RefSeq names its product oxidative stress induced growth inhibitor family member 2 (gene Osgin2). The transcript is spliced from 6 exons. Lineage: Eukaryota; Metazoa; Chordata; Mammalia; Rodentia; Muridae. Bases 121 to 1773 code for a protein of 550 amino acids. The record is from RefSeq and is a predicted model, not a curated record.
GGGAGGAGCGGAAGCCACUGUCCGGGGACAGACUCCCGCGCCUGUGAGCCGCGGUGCAGGCUAGGCGCGCGCCGGGACGAGCCUGCGGUCGGCCCUCCGGGAGGACCGCAGCCGCUCUCCAUGCCUGUGUGGUGCUGCCGCUGCUCCCUGGCCGGUCAUUUCAGAAACUACAGUGACACUGAAACUGAAGGAGAGAUUUUUAAUUCUUUAGUGCAAUAUCUUGGUGACAAUUUGGGGCCAAAAGUUAAAGGGAUGCCAUUAGUUGAAGAAACUUCUUUACUUGAAGAUUCAUCAGUGACUUUGCCUAUGGUAAUAAUUGGAAAUGGCCCUUCUGGAAUAUGCCUUUCAUAUAUGCUGUCGGGCUACAGACCAUAUUUAUCAUCUGAAGCAAUACAUCCAAAUGCAAUCUUACAUAGUAAGCUAGAAGAAGCACGGCAUCUCUCCAUUGUGGAUCAGGACUUAGAGUACCUGUCCGAGGGUCUUGAGGGACGGUCAUCCAAUCCAGUGGCAGUCCUUUUUGACACCCUUCUUCACCCAGAUGCUGACUUUGGGUAUGACUCCCCGUCCAUUCUGCACUGGAAACUGGAACAGCAGCAUUGUAUCCCUCACUUAGUUCUUGGUAAGGGCCCGCCUGGUGGGGCAUGGCAUAAUAUGGAAGGCUCUAUGUUGACAAUCAGCUUUGGAAAUUGGAUGGAGCUCCCUGGACUUAAAUUUAAAGAUUGGAUAUCUAGCAAGCGAAGGAACUUAAAGGGGGACCGUGUCAUGCCAGAGGAAAUAGCUCGCUACUACAAGCACUAUGUAAAGGUCAUGGGUCUUCAGAAGAAUUUCCGGGAGAAUACUUACAUAACCUCUGUAUCAAGACUCUAUAGAGAUCAAGGUGAUAAUGGUAGUCAAGACAGAGAUAUUUCAGCAAAGCAUUUACAGAACCAGAAGUCAAAAUUCAUCAAGAGAAACUGGGAAAUCAGAGGCUAUCAGCGAGUAGCCGGUGGCUCUCACGUUCCCUUCUGCCUCUUUGCGGAGAAUGUAGCUCUUGCAACUGGAACGUUGGAUUCUCCCGCCCAUCUGGAAGUCGAAGGGGAAGAGUUUCCUUUUGUAUUUCACUCAAUGCCUGAGUUUGGAGCUGCUAUAAACAGCGGAAAGCUUUGUGGCAGAGUGGAUCCAGUGCUGAUCGUAGGUUCCGGCCUUACUGCAGCUGAUGCAGUGCUCUGUGCUUAUAACAAUAAUAUCCCUGUGAUCCACGUGUUUCGCCGACGAGUAACUGAUCCAAGCUUAAUUUUCAAACAGCUUCCCAAAAAGCUGUAUCCUGAGUAUCACAAAGUCUAUCAUAUGAUGUGUACUCAAUCAUACUCUGCAGACUCAGAUCCUUUAUCUGAUUAUACCAGUUUUCCUGAGCACCGUGUGCUUUCCUUUAAGUCAGACAUGAAAUGCAUUCUUCAAAGUGUCUCUGGAUUGAAGAAAAUAUUUAAGCUGUCCGCAGCUGUAAUCUUGAUAGGUUCUCAUCCUAACCUGUCUUUUCUGAAGGAACAAGGGUGUUACCUAGGCCGUAACUCAAGCCAGCCAAUAUCAUGCAAGGGUAACCCCGUGGAGAUUGAUGCGUACACCUAUGAAUGUGUUAAAGAAGCCAAUCUUUUUGCUUUGGGCCCUUUGGUUGGAGAUAAUUUCGUUCGAUUUUUAAAGGGAGGGGCAUUGGGUGUUACUCACUGUUUGGCGACAAGACAGAAGAAAAAGCAGCAUUUGUUUGUUCAAAGAGGAGGAGGAGAUGGGGUAGCUUAAAGUUCACAAGUAAUUUAAAUGGACACUUAACCAUUAAAGAUUUUUUUAACAGUGGUUUGCAGUGUAUUGGCCUGAAUUAACUGGAAGAGCCUCCAGCUGUCUCUCUUCGAAAGUUAACAAAGCUUGGUGUCCCAAGUUGUAUUCAAGUGUGUCAAAGGUGUCGCUCUCAGACAAACCCAAACACUGCCAACCUGGUGUACUCAUGCUUUCAUUUAACUAGAACAUUCUUUUCUAACUUGGCAUUUAGAAAGCCAGGCAUUCAAACAGAAAUCACACUUAAUUCACAUUGGGUCACCUUAGUGCUCGAGAUGGUCCAAGAGACAGCAGCAUCAGCUUCCUCUGCAGCUCAUUAGGCAUUCAGACUUACUACACCUUCAUAAGAACGCCAAGGAUUAGAUGUGUAUUCAUUGACGCUUGAAGUACACUGGUCUAAAUGAAAAUGGGCUAUAAAUAUGUGUGCUGAGGUAGGAUAGGAGGAAGCAUUUACAACUCAGGUUUUAUUUAUUUCUAAAUUAUCAGUUAUAUAAACCUAAUUUAUUAUCAAAUAUGAUGGUCUUUAAAAAUAUUUUUACAAGUUGAAAUUGUGACAGAUAGGUACCUGACAUCUUUAACUUCUCAUAAUUUAAUAUUUCAAUAAUGCUGACGUGCAAGAACCCACCAAGAUACUUUUUAGAGAUUUAUUCUGUUUAGCCGUCAUAACAGCUAAUGAAUCUGAUUUGUAAUUCAAUAAAUUGUGGAUGGAACUACUUACCCUUGUGUGAACACUGAAUUAAUUUCUAUUAAUGAAACAGGAUUUGGGGCACGGUAAAUUGUAAAAUUAGAGUAUUGUUUGGGUAUUGGCAGAAUUAUUACAGGUUAAUGUGGAAAGUCAGAUUGUGCCCUUUUCCAUUCUCAAAGUGGCUAAUCUGAGAUCUGUAACAGUUUUCAUUUGUAGGAAAUGAUACAGCAGCCCACAGUGGUUAUUAGAGUUAUCUCCUCUAAGAGUCUUAAUUGCAUUUUCACAUAAAUUGUAAAAUGUGUUGCUGCUAAACAAAGCCAGAGUUCUUGGGAAA